UGCAAUUUCUUCGCGAUUUUGCUACAUUUACCUCGACAGUUCAUCCAGUGAUUUUUGACAUCAUUGAAUCAUGCCGAGAAGUAAAACUGUUAAUGUGAAGGAGAUUUUACAAGAAGAUGAUGACAUUCAAUAUCCAGAUUCAGAAAAUAUUGAAUAUGAUGACGAUGAUGACGAUGUUGUUUAUGAAGAUGAUGAGGAUGUUAAUACUGAUGAGGACCAGGACGAGAACUGGGAACAGGAUGAGAACGGGGACGAGGACGAGGACGAGGAUGUUAAUGCUGGCUUGGUUAAACCGACAGGCAAAGGGAAGAAGAAGCCGGGAGUCAUGGAGAAGAAAGUAAUGGUUAAGAGUGAGUUGGUUGAAAUAAAAAUCAAAGGGAAGAAGGCAAGGAUUAAGGCUGAGGUUGAUGCUAAUGUUCCUGUUGAUGCUGAAAAUGAUGUCCAGAUCUUGGAUGGGGGUUGCAGUACUUCAAACUUGACUACCCAGUGUAGACCAACUGCUUUGUUAGCUGUCAUAGAAACAUUCAAUUCAAAUCAAAUUAAGUCUGUUUCAGAAAUUGGAUUCGGUUGGUUGUUAUCUUUACCUACGCAAACUUCUAAGUUAGAUACAACAUUAUUUCCCUGGUUGAUUGAUCAUUUUGAUCCUGUUAGUUGGUUGUUUAAAAUUGAAGCUGGAAAGGAAUUCAUAUUUAGUCCAUGUGAUGUGCAUGAUGUGUUUCUUCUCCCAUUACAUUCUGACAAUCCUAUUGUAGAUAGCAGCACUAGGACUAAGGAUGUAGGUUUGAAAAAUCAGUGGAGAGACUACUUUAAAGUUAAAAAAAAUGCAACCAUUCCAUUGCGUCUGUUGGAGAUUAAGAUGGGUGAAUUAGUGGAAGGUGGAGAAAUGUUCAAGCGAAUAUUUGUGAUGUUUGCAUUCUCUGUUUUCUUAGCUCCUAUAGCUAAUAGGACUGCUGAUUUGGGUUUAGUUAAAGUUCUUGAGGAUGUAGAUGAAAUAAAGAAUCUUGAUUGGUAUGGAUAUGUCCAUGAGAGACUUUGUCGGGCUAUUAGGAAGCAUAAAACUUCAGGCUGCCAGGGUAACGUUGGUGGUUGUUUAUGGGUUUUACAAGUUGUCUAUUUUCAUCGCCUUCAAUUUAGAGGCAUUGCAGAGAGUUGUAGUCUUCCGUUGAUGAAGCAUUGGUCUGGUACUAAAAUUCAUGAAAGGCUUGUUUUGGAAAAGGAUUCAGCUUGCUUUGGCAGUGGUUUAUUAAAUACAGUGACCUACCCUGUUUGUCAAAAGUUGGGUUUUGAAGAAGGUUUUGCCAAGAUUUGUGGUAGGCAUGAUGCUGUGAACGAUGAUGAGAACCAUAUACGGUUCGUCAUUCCUGAUGGGCAAUUGUCAAAUUCAGCAAUUCAAUCAAUUUCAACUGAUGAAAUGCAUGCGGAGUUUUUGAGAAUGAAGAGGAACUUGGAAAUUGUUUCAAAUUUUCAUUUGAAACAACUUGAAGCUGUAGCAGCACUGAGGCGACGUUCAUCUCCAUCGCUGCCGGAUGAUGAUUUGGAUCCAAGGUAUUAUGCCAUGAUGCAAGAAUUGGCUGAGAUGGUAGUUUCAGUUCAGUCUAUGCCAGGAGGUUUGGAGAACAUAUAUUGUGAUGGAAAACCUAAUGCUAUACCUCAAGAUGAUAGUCCAAAUAAAAAGAUCCAAGGAGUUCUUGAUGAAAUUAAUGUCAAUGAAACUGCUAACAAGACUGCUGUACAGUGUGAAGAACCUCGUAUUGUUGAUGCUACCACUGAUCCAGCUCAGCAGACCAAUCAAGGCGCAACUUUGGAGGUUGAUGUACAGCCAAGCUUAUCUGAGCAGCUGGUUGUACCUCUUCCAAUUGUUGAACCUCUUCCAAGUGUUGAACCUCUUGCAAGUGCUGAAACUGCUCCAAAAGAAUUAAAAGUUUACGAGCCUACUGUCGGUUAUCAUUCCAUUAUACACUCUUCUUUCACUGAUGGCAAGCCUAAAAUUGGAAUUCCAUGUGGAAAGGUUAACACUGAACCAUUCCUUGUCGGACAUUUCAUGCGUUUCUACAAGAGGAACAUGAAACGUUUGCCCGAGUUGUAUCAAGAAGUUGCUGAUUAUUGCCUUCUGGAUGAUCCUGUCGUAGUGAAGGUUGAGUAA
Spinacia oleracea (spinach) is the source of this 2143-nucleotide messenger RNA. RefSeq lists its product as uncharacterized. The coding region runs from base 71 to 2143 and encodes 690 amino acids. The record is from RefSeq and is a predicted model, not a curated record. The transcript is spliced from 5 exons. NCBI's taxonomy places the organism in Eukaryota, Viridiplantae, Streptophyta, Magnoliopsida, Caryophyllales, Amaranthaceae.